UUGCACGCCCCUCUCUUCUUCUCGCCCCCUCUCUCAAGUCUCUCAGCCGCCGACAAGCGUCCUCUGUCAACGCAAUCCAUUUCCACUCCCGCUGCUCUCCCGCUCUUCUUCCAGAUCGUCGAUUCGCCGUCUCAAUUUCCACCACAGUUCUGUUGGUUCAUGGAUGCGGUCGAGUUGAACUAUCCAGUGGGUGUGGCGGCGGCGGCAGUCGGGGCAUCGAAAUUGGUCGGAUCGGAGAGGGUUGGUAGAGAUAGGGUUGCGGUUUUUGGAGUGGAGCCUCUGGUGAAGCCGGCGAGAGGUCUGCGUGAUGCAGGUGAAGGAAGUUCAGUCAAUGCUUUGAUUUCUGCUCCGUGGAAUAAUGGUCCAACCAUUGAAGUCUGUAAGAAGAAUAGUGAAGCAUCCAACAAUCAUAGAGAUGACUUAAGUAAACACCUCUUUAGUAGUGAAACGAGUAGUCCAUCGUGGUUGCUGAAGUGCGACGAAGGAAAGGUAAAUAGAAAAGCUGGAAGAGUGUCAAAAGGUGGUAGUGGUUCUGCUAAAAGACCAAGGACAUCUCUGGUAGAAGAUGCUGCUGGUUUGACUGGGAUUGAUGAUACAAAAGAUUUGUUAGGUAAGCUGAGAUCAUGUUUAAAAAAGUGCAACUCUCACGUCUUUUUGCUAAUAACUCCAAGGUUUUGUAUGUAUGCUGCAGAUAAGACUCAAUUUGCGAGACAGAGGAACAACAGUAGCGGUAGGCGAGGUGACAGAAGAAAUUCCAAGAUUUCCCCGAAAGCAAAAUAUGAUCCAUUUUCAGUGAAAGGCAGUUUCCCAAGCUUUAGUUCAACUGCUGGUGCUAACAACUUUUCAGUGUUAUAUGGUCUGAAGACAGAUGUUCAUGAUAUCGCUGACCUUGUUGAUGAUUUAUCAUUGAAUGAUCUCCUUUCGGGCACUUAUCAGUGCCGCAGCUUAGGCAAAGAAAAGGGAAAGAAACCAGCAAAUUCCACCGAGUGUCUUCUACAAUCACUUAGAAAGGCUUGUUCCAUUCUUCAGGUCCCUAAACCUUUCCCAACCCAAAAUGCUACCGUGAUAGACAACUCUUUGAAUGAUACCACAGGAAUAUGUCCACCAAAUUCUCUCCCUCGUAGUGUAAGUGGAAAUACUGCAGAAACUACCCCCACAGAUUUGUCUUCUUCCUAUAAGGAUUCUUGCAGCAAGCCCGAGUCUUCUGCUCAAUUACUAGAUUUCCAAUUUGAUCAACCUAAAGAUACUUUACAAGGCCUGGCACUUGGACCAUCGAAGGACUUGGAGUCUUUGCUUCAGGAUGCUGGGAAGCCAGCUGCAUCUUCUAGGAGUACUGCACCUGACCCACGUCCAGGCCAGCAGUUGGCAAGCCUAGCUAGCUUGCCCCCUUUUCCUUGGUCACAGAAUUUUGGUGGACAUUGUAGGGCCUAUUCUGAUUCAGCUAAGUUGUUAACAAGUAGGAGCACAUGCCAAGGUAGAUGGGCAAAAAUAGACAACUGUAUUAGGUGUAUUGGUGCUCCUUCAACUAGCUUCACAAACCUCGAGUCUCUUGCUUAUGAUGAGGCCUUAGUUCCUUCAUCUGGCCCAAAGCUAGAAAGUGAUUAUAGAAGUGCUGCUGCAUCAAUGUCUUGUACAUGCAAUCACAGUUUAUCUACAACUUUGACUUCUCUGACAUCCCAAGUUUCUUCAGAAUCUGGGGGUGACAUGAAGACCAUCGGAAAAGCCGAACAUUGUCCAAAACUUGUAGCAGCUGCUCAAACCCUGGUAGACAUUGCUGCUCAUGGUUCGAAAAGCCUAAUAAACCACGAAAAAACAAUGAAAUGGCCAAAGCAACCUUCUCAGAAAGCCAUGAAGGCUUGCAAGUUGAAAUCCAAUGAGAAGCACGACUUAUUUAUAGCGUCGACUUCAUUAGUGGUGGGCCUGGUGGCAUCUGACCGUAUGAUCAGAGGCGGCACAAUGGAUCAAGUGAUGCCCUCCAAGAGGCCUAAGCUGUCUACUGUAGAGAACAAAAGGUACCCUGGCCACAUCAAUGGUAGCAUUAGAAAGGGAUCUUCAUUGCUUUGGUCUACCCCCAAAUCAAGUAGGUCUUCCUCCAGCAAGCCACUCGAGGACUCCAUUACUGGAAGUAGACAUUCAGCUGCCUACGUUCUACAGAAAACAUGCAUGAUGCCACCUCCUGCCAAAGCUUUGGGGAGAAGUUGUGGCAGCAGCAGCCAACCAAAGGUUCGUAAGUUGAUGUGAAUCAAUGGUUUUAUCUAUCCAAGGUGAACUCCAGCCCCAACAGGGGGUUGGUUUUUGUAAAUAUGAUUGUGGGGAUUGUUGUAGGGGGAUAUCACAGUGUAGGGGUGGGUAUUGGGAAACAAAUGAUUUGUUGUAUGAAGGUGUAGGUGUUUCACCUGGAGAAUAGGUUGAAACCUGCAAGUGUUGUAACACAUAAAAGAAGUCACAAGCCACAGUUGUAGCAGAUUACAUCAGGGGGGAAAUUCUUUGCCUUUUUCUGUAGAGCGAUUCGAUUUAGGCAAUAGAAAUUUCGGUUAGUAGUAUAUAAUGAUGUUAUAUGGGCUCUCAGUUAUGGGAUGCCCCUGUUGGAAAACAAUGGGGCUUGCUGUACUGUUUGAAUUGCAGGUUUGAUGAGUUUUCUUCUUUCCUUUGAUCCUGAUUCCUGAGAGUGGUGAAAGAGGGUUCCUUUUGGAAGAGGACUGAUUCUCUUUCUGAAGUGAAAGUUGUCGGUGCUGCUGUGAUGUGGCCCAGAAAGGAACAGGACUACAGGAGGAGGAUACAGAGAAUGCAGUUCCUGUUGUUUGUGAGUCAAUUGUAUCUGGCUAUAGAAAUAGAACCAUACUUGGGUUGGCUUCGUCGAGGCUCAAGUUAUAGGACGGUAGGGUAGGAUAAGGAGACCCAUUUUAUAGGCACUAGUAAAAAGGUUCCCUCUGGUCGGCGCUGGGUUUGUUAUCCUUCCUUUUCUCCUUGGUCUAUGGAGAGUUUUUUUUUUCUUUCUUUCUCAUUUCUUGAGUUGUUAAAUGAGGUUUAAAUGCAAAAUUUUAACGUUUUGA
Linum tenue is the source of this 3053-nucleotide messenger RNA. NCBI's taxonomy places the organism in Eukaryota, Viridiplantae, Streptophyta, Magnoliopsida, Malpighiales, Linaceae. The record is from the annotation of a GenBank genome assembly.